AUGGAGCAAGAAAAUGAAAAUGAACGAGCCAAAGAAAAUAGGGGGUUAAUUGGGGGGGCGCUUGAAACCAAAUGUUUGAUACGCAUUUGGGGGGCUGUCGGGAUUCAGCGGCAGCUGGAUGCAGUCACCAGGAAAAAGAAGGUAUGGGACACAGUGUCAUCAAAGAUGGAGGAACAAGGUUAUCAGAAAUCUGGCGAUGCCUGGCAAAUCAGAAUGAAGAAAUUUACUUACAAAAAAGUCAAAGACCACAACAAUAAAAGUGGCAAUGAUAAUAAAACUUCACAAUUCUAUGAUGUAAUGGAUGAAGUUUUGGGGACACGUCCAGCCAUUACCCCACCGGUAAUAGUUGAUACCAGUGUAAAUUCAGAUUAUCAGAACUUAUCUGAAGAUGAUAAUAAUGUUGACAUUGACAAUGGAGAUGAAGAUUCCUUUGUACAUCCUGCAGCAUCUUCUACCCCAAAGAAAAUAGAACAUAGUAGGGGCAAGAAGCGUUCUAGAGCAAACAAAUUUCAGGUAAUGGCAGAUUAUAUGAUGGAGAAAAUGUUAGAUUUUCAGCGGCAACAGGAAGAGAAAAUGAUGACAUUAGAAGAAAAAAGGACGAAUCUCGAAGAUGAGGCAGAACACAGAAGAGAAGAGAGGGAAGCUAAACAGAGGAAGGAGGAGAGGGAGCAUGAGUAUCGCAUUAUGGAAUUAUUGAUGGGUCAUUGGCAGCAAAUCUUAUUUUAA
Lottia gigantea (owl limpet) is the source of this 726-nucleotide messenger RNA. RefSeq lists its product as hypothetical. The coding region runs from base 1 to 726 and encodes 241 amino acids. NCBI's taxonomy places the organism in Eukaryota, Metazoa, Mollusca, Gastropoda, Lottiidae. The transcript has 4 exons. The record is from RefSeq and is a predicted model, not a curated record.